Messenger RNA from Erigeron canadensis, 1601 nucleotides. Its product is annotated as SUPPRESSOR OF GAMMA RESPONSE 1-like. The coding region runs from base 96 to 1283 and encodes 395 amino acids. Gene Ontology annotation, biological process: regulation of DNA-templated transcription. Gene Ontology annotation, cellular component: nucleus. Gene Ontology annotation, molecular function: DNA-binding transcription factor activity; transcription cis-regulatory region binding. The record is from RefSeq and is a predicted model, not a curated record. NCBI's taxonomy places the organism in Eukaryota, Viridiplantae, Streptophyta, Magnoliopsida, Asterales, Asteraceae. The transcript has 6 exons.
ACAAAACAACAUUAGUGUGGAAAUUCCCAAUAUAUAUAUAUUUUCUCUAUCACUCUUUUCCUCUGUGUGGCAAAUGUUGUGACAAUCUUCAAAUCAUGGCAAAGAGUUGGCUUAUUGAUGGUAGAACAAUUGCAAGGAAGGUGAAAACUUCUAGUCUUCCAAAGGCAUAUCAAAUCAAAGACGGUGGAGUGACCCGUGAAUGUCCAAACUGUCAUUACAAGAUUGAUAAUAGCGAUGUUUCAGUCGAGUGGCCUGGGCUUCCUGUUGGUGUGAAAUUUGAACCCACUGAUGUUGAGCUCAUGGGACAUCUGGCAGCCAAAUGUGGUGAGGGAAACACAACACCACACCCAUUUAUCAAUGAUUUCAUCCCUACAAUUGACGUGGAUGAAGGAAUAUGCUCCAAGCAUCCUGAGAAUCUUCCUGGGGCUAGAAAAGAUGGAAACAGUGUUCAUUACUUUUAUAGGACCACAAAUGCAUACACUACUGGUCAAAGGAAGCGUCGCAAGGUCUGCAAAGAAUCUACUUUGAACAUGGAUGUUCGCUGGCACAAGACUGGCAAAACGAAAGCUAUUAAGCAGAAUGGAGUUCAAAUAGGGUGCAAGAAGAUAUUGGUCCUUUAUGGAAGUGGUGGUGGUGGUUCAAAACCUUAUAAACUGAACUGGGUUAUGCAUCAGUAUCAUUUAGGAACAGUUGAAGAUGAGAAGGACGGGCAAUAUGUGGUUGCAAAGAUAUUCUAUCAGUCAGAGAAAGAGAUUGAGAAGCUGGAUAAUCUUGGUGAAAGUGAUGAAUUAGAUGCAUGGAUGCGCCUAACAAGCCCAAAGACUCCAAAUACUGAUGCUCGUGAUCCACCUCGUCCCGGAAAGUCCGUUUUAUGCGAUAAUGUUACUACUGAUUGUGUUCUCCAGACACCAGCACAGGAUUCAGUGUGGCAAGCUGAGCAGAAAUGUAUUGCUUCCUCUUCUAAUGCCCAAAGUAAUGAUAAUUUGGAGUUGCCCAUUUGGGAAGACGAUUCACAAACAGUUGAUUUAGAUGCAUUUGAUGAUGCGUUAUUCUGCAACGAGAAUCUUGAUACUUAUGCCCCUCUUGGUGACUCAAACCUAUAUCAUGGUCUUCAAUCUGGCUCUAAUGUCAACUCCAAUGGUGCUCCCGGAACCAGUAGAGGUGCAAGUGCUGAAGCUGCUGAACUUGAGAAUCUGGACCUGGGCACACCACCGGAUUUCAACCUUUCUGACUUACAUUUUUCAUCACAAGACAGCAUAUUUGGCUGGUUAGGGCGGUUGUAGAGAAUGGAAAUGAUCUGGGACAUUAAGGGACAUGUAUGUCGUUCUUUUGGUUAUUUAUUCAAAUGCUGAAAAGAAACUGAAGGUUUGCUGCUAUGGGGUUCUCUUUCUGCAAUUGCUUUGUUGAAAUAGAUGCUAUUAGACAAAGCAUUAUGAUCUAGUUUAAUGAGACUCUGAUUUUUCCCUUUCAUGUCUUGGCCUCUGAAUAUGCAUUGUAGAUCAAAUAUAUUUUGAAACUUGUAACUCGUAUGGUUUAAUGGUGUGGAUACACCAUUUGUUUUGGCGAUCUACAUUUUGAGAAUGUGAUUAUCUAAUUAUUUU